Messenger RNA from Miniopterus natalensis, 2312 nucleotides. The record is from RefSeq and is a predicted model, not a curated record. NCBI's taxonomy places the organism in Eukaryota, Metazoa, Chordata, Mammalia, Chiroptera, Miniopteridae.
AGCUCUUACCAAGGGGGCCAGAUGAGAGAUUGUUUAGACUCCACUCCCCACCCCAUCCUGUCUCUGCCAGGCCGUUGGGGGUAGAAAACAGCGACCUGAAACGUGCAGGGCAGAAACUGUUAUCACCUAAUCACCAUUCCAGGCCUUCCCAGCCCCCACUGCUCACUGCAGGCUCCCAGCACAACUCGUUCCCUGCACACACCCCAGCUGCCUUCAGGAAAACCAGAAAUGGCCCUCCCUCCUGUGACCUCUGGGCCUGCCCCAUGUGGUACCCUCUGCCUCCCUCCUGGGCAGGGGCAGGGAGCAGGGGAGAGAUGGGGCAGGAUGUCCCUCGAGUGCCCCUGGAGGUGGUCAGUGAGUGUAGCCAUCAGAGCCCACCCCUCCCAUCCGUACCCCAUGGCACUGUGCCUGUUCAUGUCACAUUCAGUGCAGAGGGGCUCUGGUCUCCCCUGCUUUGUACAGCAAGCUUGUCCAAAACGAUACUAUUGAACACUUAGGAGGCUACCGGGCCUUGUAGUGAGUUCCCCCAUCAUCAGAGGUAACCAAGCAGUCGUCGGGUCACGGAUCAGGACUCCGCCUGGUCCGAGGCCCCUUCCAGCUGUCGUAGGAUGACAUGUUGGUGGGAGGUGUCCUCUGAGCCCUGGGAUUCCAGCUUGUGGCUGUUCGGACUGGUCAGGAUGUGCCCUCUCCUUGUGCCCACAGGUAUGAUGCGGGCCGGGAUGGCUUCAUUGACCUGAUGGAGCUAAAGCUCAUGAUGGAGAAACUCGGAGCCCCCCAGACACACCUGGGCCUGAAAAACAUGAUCAAGGAGGUUGACGAGGACUUUGACAGCAAGCUCAGCUUCCGGGAGUUCCUCCUGAUUUUCCGCAAGGCGGCGGCCGGGGAGCUGCAGGAGGACAGCGGGCUGCACGUGCUGGCCCGCCUCUCCGAGAUCGACGUCUCCACCGAGGGCGUCAAGGGGGCCAAGAGCUUCUUUGAGGCCAAGGUCCAGGCCAUCAACGUGUCGAGCCGCUUCGAGGAGGAGAUCAAGGCGGAGCAGGAGGAGAGAAAGAAGCAGGCCGAGGAGAUGAAGCAGCGGAAGGCGGCCUUCAAGGAGCUGCAGUCCACCUUCAAGUAGCCCCGGGCCCGGCCCAGAGCCCCGUCGGGGCGGCCGGGUGGGCGGGCACGGGGGAGGCCGAGCCGCGGCCUCGGCUCUGGCCCACGGGACCAUACUAACCCUACAAAUGUCUGUGAACGCAGCCAGCCCAGGGGUCUCCCAGAGGUGGCCCGGCCUCUCCCGCGCUCUGCCACUCUUCCUGAGGCCCUGACCCAGCACUGGCUCCCCGCCUCUCGCACCCCGGGCGGUCCCCUGCCUGCUCCAGCGCUGCUCUCUGCCCGUGAGCCUGCCCUCCACACACACUCCCCGCCCCCCAGUGCCUCUCCCUGUCACCUUCCCCGCCCAGAGGCCACCUGCCGUUAAGCAGCAGGCUGCACUGCCCCUUCCUAGACUGGGGAGCCACAGAUGGCUCCGUAGAGUGGGACCUAAGGGGCUCCACCCCCUGCACCUGUUCCCCCAGCCCUGCCUCCUCCCUGCUGAAGUGGGGGGGAGGCUUCUAUUUUGGGGAGGGGGCCCAGCCAGGCAGGGUGAGGGGACAGCUGUGUCAAUCUACCUCACAGGCCCACACUCUCCCAGCCAUGGCAGGGAGGAAACACCACUCCCUGGUCCCCCAGGGGCGACCCGAGGGUCCCAGGGGCCCUGGAGGGAGCGGGUGGGAAGGAGGAUUGGCCCCUCCCAGGGACGGAAACCAGUGGUCUCCAUUUUCCAGGAGGCGUCCAAGAAGUGCUUUAGCAGCAGGUUUGCACGGACCGGGCCGUGGGGGGCAGGGGACCUCACACCAUCCUUCCCCAGAGUGACAUCCCCCACCUAGUCACCAGCGGCCGGGGAUCCGGUCACACCCACCCCCUGAGGCAGCAUGGGGACCCCAGCCCUCCCCGUGCCACCAGCCCCGUCCCGCGUGGCUCCCGUGUUUGCUCCUGUGUGUGCGUGUCUGUGUGUGUCUGUUGCUGUGUCGUGAACCUGUGCCCGUCACCCGGUCCAAAUAAGCGAAGGCCAUCGAGGCCACAGUUAUGCAACUCUCGGUGUGUGUCAUCAAGACAGUGUCCCUGCUUUCCGAACUCGAUGACUUUAUUUUAGUAAAAUGCCCCAAACUCCCGUCGGACCUGCAGAGGUUUUAUUUUUUUGGCUGUAGAAUAUACAGAAAGGAGGUACUGGCCCUGGUUUGCCUUAGCAAUGUGUUUAUACAGAUGAAUAUAAAAAUUUCUUUUCCUUUGGG